Molecule: messenger RNA, 684 nt
Organism: Dracunculus medinensis (Guinea worm)
Lineage: Eukaryota; Metazoa; Nematoda; Chromadorea; Rhabditida; Dracunculidae
Source: the annotation of a GenBank genome assembly
AUGGCAUUAUUUAUUAAGGGAAAUCAUUUCAUCAAUAUCUAUGUCGAGAAAGUUUCUGUUCUUUACAUUGAAAAUUUCUUCAUCCAAGGAAGUCUAGUUGAAAAAAGUCAUUUCCUGGCUGAAACAUUAUUUGAAAGGAAUAAAAUUGUUUUUCGAGCAAAUGUUUUAAAAAUACUUAUGGUGUUGGUAAUGUUGUCGUGUUCAAUAAUUCUAUCGAAAUUUUGGUAUUCAUUUUGGAUUAUGGGUAAUAACGUAAACUAUUUUAUACGGUGCUGUCCAAUAAUUUACGUAGAAGCUAAUGAUUAUUUUCUAAUCCUUGUUGUAAAUUUCAGUAAAUCUAAAAUUUGCAAUUUUGAAAAUUUAAUUUUGGUCGAAUUAAGAGAUUUUGAAGUAUUGUUUAAGUAUUUGAAUUCUAUGGUAGUUGUUUUACCUUCUAGGCUUUUGUUGAAUUUUUUUUAUUCUAAUGACAGUUUGUUGGCCUUUAAUAGGGUUCAGUAUGAUACUAAUUAUGAGGCUUUUAUGAGUUAUAUUUUGGUGUGGGUUCAAAUGAGUUUUUGGGCUUAUGUUGUUUUUUCUAGAUUCCUCAGAUUCCUUAAUGUGGUACCUUUUUAUGGUUAUGAGUUGGUUUUAUGGUAUAUAUACGAUAUGAUGAGCUCAAUUAAAGCAAUUCUCAAAAUAGCAUAA